AUGAACCCUGACACCUCCUCGCUCAACAACAACGAAGACGCUGGACUUGCCGCGAGAAAUGCGAUCGUGACCAAGGCCGAAAACGACACACUGCGCAACGCGACGACUGAAAUUCUGGGGGAGAAGCUCUCGAUGGCUCGGGCAAACGCCGUACAUCUCCGUCUUUGGACUGACAUUCUUAAACAUCACGAAGUCGACAACAGCGUGAACGAUCCGACGACCUUGAUCGCGAAUAUCAACCAGCUGGGUACUCCUCCAGUCUUGGUGCUCACGCUCUUUUUGCCACACUGGCCAGCUUCGUGA
This is a messenger RNA of Aphanomyces astaci, 303 nucleotides long. RefSeq lists its product as hypothetical. The record is from RefSeq and is a predicted model, not a curated record. The transcript has 2 exons. NCBI's taxonomy places the organism in Eukaryota, Oomycota, Saprolegniomycetes, Saprolegniales, Verrucalvaceae. The coding region runs from base 1 to 303 and encodes 100 amino acids.